Messenger RNA from Myripristis murdjan (pinecone soldierfish), 5156 nucleotides. It is a transcript of the gene abcb4, whose product is annotated as ATP-binding cassette, sub-family B (MDR/TAP), member 4. Gene Ontology annotation, molecular function: ATP binding; ATP hydrolysis activity; ABC-type oligopeptide transporter activity. Bases 386 to 4240 code for a protein of 1284 amino acids. Gene Ontology annotation, biological process: oligopeptide export from mitochondrion. NCBI's taxonomy places the organism in Eukaryota, Metazoa, Chordata, Actinopteri, Holocentriformes, Holocentridae. The record is from RefSeq and is a predicted model, not a curated record. Gene Ontology annotation, cellular component: mitochondrial inner membrane. The transcript has 28 exons.
CUCACACUGGGCUGCAGGAGGGGCUGAGCGGCAGCUUGUGUGAAGCCAACUGGAAUUAAAAUACGGAGAAAAAGGGACUUCUUUCCUGAACUUUCAAAAUAAAACACUCAUCGCCUACCAUUUUUUUCUUCUAUGUUAAGUUGCAGUAGGAUUUGAGAGCUGAAGUUUAGACUACAGCUGUCAUGUACCUGUCGAAGUAGACAACUGAGACUACAUCAGUCGAUGUAAGGCUGUGGAGUGUGAUAAUAAAAUGGUUUCAGAAAUACCACAAUCACCAAGGAGGAUGUUUUCCACUACAACCUCAACCUAAAGAGGCUAAAGGCCUGUUGUUUCUGUCCUGCUGUCUGUCCUCAGGACCCGGGCAGAUCUGAAGGAGGAGGCAGCCAUGGCAAAGAAUAAAAAUGUAAAAAAUGGGGACAUAAGUGAAAGCAAGCACAAUGGCAAAGAGAAGGUCAAGGAAAAGAAAGAAAAAGAGGAGAAGUUGCCCAUGGUCGGCCCCAUUGCUCUGUUCAGGUUUGCAGAUGGCUGGGACAUAGUGUUGCUCCUCCUGGGGACGGUCAUGGCCAUGGCCAACGGGGUUGUGCUCCCUCUCAUGUGUAUUGUGUUUGGGGACAUGACGGACAGCUUCGUGGGCGACUCCCAGCUGUCCCAGAACAUCAGCAGCAUCCCAAAUAUUACCAUCCAAUUCAACAGCACCCUAGGAGAAGACAUGACUCGCUACGCCAUCUACUACUCCAUCAUGGGGGCAGUCGUGUUAGUGGCAGCCUACAUGCAAGUGGCCUUCUGGACUCUGGCGGCGGGGCGGCAGGUCAAACGGGUCCGCAAGCUCUUUUUCCACUGCAUCAUGCAGCAGGACAUCGGCUGGUUCGACGUCAACGAGACAGGGGAGCUGAACACUCGCCUCACUGAUGACGUCUAUAAGAUCCAAGAGGGCAUAGGGGACAAGGUGGGGAUGCUGAUCCAGUCCUUCACCACCUUCCUCUCCUCCUUCGUCAUUGGCUUCAUCAAAGGCUGGAAGCUCACCCUCGUCAUCCUGGCUGUCAGCCCCGUGUUGGGCAUAUCAGCUGGAUUCUUUAGUAAGGUGCUGACAUCCUUCACGUCUAAAGAGCAGACUGCAUAUGCCAAGGCUGGAGCUGUGGCUGAAGAAGUGCUCUCUGCUGUCAGGACAGUUUUUGCCUUCAGUGGUCAGGAGAGAGAGAUCAAGAGAUAUUAUAAGAACUUGGAGGAUGCUAAGAACAUGGGCAUAAAGAAGGCGAUCUCUGCUAACAUCGCCAUGGGUUUCACCUUCCUCAUGAUCUACAUGUCCUACGCUCUCGCCUUCUGGUAUGGCAGCACACUCAUCCUGGCUGAUGAGUACACCAUUGGAACUGUGCUCACAGUGUUCUUUGUUGUGAUUAUUGGAGCGUUCGCCAUGGGACAGACCUCACCCAACAUCCAGUCAUUUGCCAGCGCCCGGGGAGCUGCACACAAAGUGUACAACAUCAUUGACAACAAACCGAGCAUCAACAGUUACUCAGAAGACGGUUUCAAGCCCGACUCUGUUAAAGGAAACAUCGAGUUCAAGAACAUCCACUUCAGCUACCCGUCCAGGCCUGAUGUCAAAGUAUUAAACAAUAUGUCUCUGAGCGUGCAGUGUGGGCAGACCAUGGCCCUGGUGGGCAGCAGCGGCUGUGGGAAGAGCACCACGGUUCAGCUGCUGCAGAGGUUCUACGAUCCUCAGGAGGGAUCUGUGUUCAUAGACGGUCAUGACAUCCGCACUCUUAACGUGCGGUGCCUUAGAGAGAUGCUUGGAGUGGUGAGUCAGGAGCCCAUCCUCUUCGCCACCACCAUCGCCGAAAACAUCAGAUAUGGGCGACCGGAUGUGACACAGCAAGAGAUUGAGAAAGCCACCAAGGAAGCAAACGCUUACGACUUCAUCAUGAAUCUCCCUGAUAAGUUUGAGACGCUGGUCGGGGACCGAGGGACUCAGAUGAGUGGAGGACAGAAGCAGAGGAUCGCCAUCGCCCGCGCUCUCGUCCGCAAUCCCAAGAUCCUCCUGCUGGACGAGGCCACGUCAGCCCUCGACGCUGAGAGUGAGACCAUCGUACAGGCUGCCCUUGACAAGGCCAGACAGGGUCGCACCACCAUCGUCGUUGCCCACCGUCUCUCUACGAUCAGAAACGCCGAUGUCAUUGCCGGCUUCCAGAAAGGAGUAAUUGUAGAGCUGGGCGCUCACAGCGAGCUGAUGGAAAAACAAGGAGUGUACCACACGCUGGUGACCAUGCAGACCUUUCAGAAAGUGGAGGAGAAUGAGGAGGCAGAGUGUGAGCAGGCAGAUGAGAAGAGCCCGUCCGUCAUGUCGUUCUCUGAGACAUCUUUAUACAGAAGGAAGUACACAAAGGGCUCCUCCUUCAUUGGAUCUGAGGGAGAGCCGGGAGAGAAGGGAAAGGAGGUGGAGGAGGAUGAUAAAGACAAGACCAACGAGGAAGAGAAAGCUCCUCCUGUCUCAUUCCUGGAGGUUCUGCGUCUCAACCUCCCUGAGUGGCACUACAUUGUGGUCGGGGUCAUCUGUGCCACCAUUAACGGAGCAAUGCAGCCCGUCUUCGCCAUCAUCUUCUCCAAGAUCAUCGCUGUGUUUGCGGAGACAGAUGAUGAGAUUGUCAGACAGAGAGCCACCCUCUUUUCCCUCAUGUUUGCCGUCAUUGGGGCUGUGUCCUUUGUCACUAUGUUUCUACAGGGCUUCUGCUUUGGCAAAGCCGGUGAGAUCCUGACAAUGAAACUGAGAUUCAGAGCUUUUAAAGCCAUGAUGAGACAGGACCUUGGAUGGUAUGAUGAUCCCAAAAACAGUGUUGGAGCUCUCACUACCAGAUUAGCCACAGAUGCAGCCCAAGUGCAGGGGGCCACAGGAGUGCGCAUGGCCACCCUGGCCCAGAACGUCGCCAACCUCGGCACCAGCGUGAUCAUCUCUUUUGUUUAUGGCUGGGAGCUGACGCUGUUGAUCCUGUCCGUGGUGCCCGUCAUGGCUGUGGCUGGAGCCGUGCAGAUGAAGCUGCUCGGUGGGCACGCUGCCAAAGACAAGAAGGAACUGGAAAAGGCUGGAAAGAUUGCCACAGAGGCGAUAGAGAAUAUCCGCACUGUUGCCUCUCUCACCAGAGAACCAAAGUUUGAGUCUUUAUACCAGGAAAACCUCCAAGUGCCUUACAAAAACUCCCAAAAGAAGGCCCAUAUCUAUGGGAUCACCUUCUCCUUCUCCCAGGCCAUGAUCUACUUUGCUUAUGCUGGCUGUUUCCGCUUCGGAGCUUGGCUCAUUGAGGCAGGAAGGAUGGACUUUGAAAGCGUAUUCCUAGUGAUUUCUGCUGUUCUUUACGGCGCCAUGGCUGUAGGAGAGGCCAACUCCUUCACUCCAAACUACGCCAAAGCCAAAAUGUCAGCCUCCCACCUCAUCAUGCUGAUGAACAGAGAGCCCGCCAUAGACAACCUCUCGGAGGAGGGAGAGUCACCGGACAAAUUUGAUGGUAACGUGCGUUUUGAGGCUGUUCGGUUUAAUUAUCCCUCACGCAGUGACGUGCCCAUCCUGCAAGGGCUGAAUCUGAAGGUGAGCAAGGGAGAGACUUUGGCCCUGGUGGGGAGCAGCGGCUGUGGCAAGAGCACCACCAUCCAGCUGCUGGAGCGAUUCUACGACCCCAGAGAAGGGACAGUGAUGCUGGACAAGAGAGACGUGAAAGAGCUGAACAUCCACUGGCUGAGAGCCCAGAUGGGCAUUGUAUCCCAGGAGCCCGUGCUGUUCGACUGCAGCCUGGCUGACAACAUUGCCUACGGAGACAACAGCCGAACCGUGACUACGGAGGAAAUAGAGGCAGCGGCCAGAGCAGCCAACAUUCACACCUUCAUAGAAACCCUGCCACAGAAAUACGACACCCAGGCAGGGGAUAAGGGGACCCAGCUGUCAGGAGGCCAGAAGCAGCGGAUAGCCAUAGCCCGAGCCAUCCUCCGCAACCCCAAAGUGCUGCUGCUGGAUGAGGCCACGUCUGCACUGGACACCGAGAGUGAGAAGGUGGUGCAGGAGGCGCUGGACCAGGCCAGGCAGGGCAGGACGUGCAUCGUCGUGGCCCACCGCCUGUCCACCAUCCAAAACGCAGACCGCAUCGCCGUCUUUCAGGGGGGUGUGGUGGUCGAACAGGGGAAACAUCACGAACUGCUGGCCAAGAAGGGAGUCUACUACACUCUGGUCACCACACAGAUGGGCUACGGGAAGGAAUGAGGGAGCAGAGAGAGAGAGAGAGAGAGAGAGAGAGAAAGAUGCAGUGAUGCAAUACUGCACCACUUUUGAUGAUUUAACCCUUAUUUCUUCCAGGAGAUUUCACUGAGGACCUCCACUGUUUAUGAUCAGCCUCCUACUAUUGACAGCUUCAAUGGAGCAGCUGGCUGGUGAAUGGCCUGCUCAAGGGCACUGAGUUUCCCUCUAGCCUAUUUGGAGGUGUGACCCAGUGACCGUUUAGCAUCGCCAGCUAAAUGUCCCAACCAGCUGUAGCUUUCUGGGUCAAAGACUCAAACAGUCUUGUUAGGACGAGGCAAAUGACCUCGCAGUCAAAGACCUGCUGCUCAAACCUCUGUGCCACAACCUAUUUCUUGUUUUUCUAGCUUUCUAUAUUUUCUAUAUUUUGAAAAUACCCAUUUGCUUCAGUUGUAGCUCGCAAAUUGGGACGUUCUGGUCAGUACUCUUUCCUCCAGGGUGGAGCUGCUUGAUACUUUAGCUGUUCUUGGCCUUUAGUGCCUCCUUCCUCCUUCAAGUGCCAAAUACUGACAACUAUGUGCACUGUUAAACAAUACACUGGAUUCAAUAUGCAUCAUACAGCUACGCCUGUAAUACUGGUAUCUCAUCAUCAUAGAACAAAUUGUGCCAUAUAUGUAUCAUGGGAUCAUCUUUAGAUAAUUAUUUUGCUAUUGUUGAUUAUUAUUCUGAGAUUUAGCUACUUGUACAGACUGUGACUUCAUAAUGCUAGAGUGGAAAUGCUUGAACAGUUUUGUUACAGCUGGGGAAAAAAAUCAUGUGUCAUGUGAAUUUUUGUAUCAGACAAGCACUUAAAUUAUUAGGAAUCACAUUCUGUUUUUACAAAUGCACUGAAUUACUAACCUUUGUUGGAGAAUUAGCUUUAAUGUAAAUAUUAAAGUUUUAU